Messenger RNA from Solea senegalensis (Senegalese sole), 5803 nucleotides. It is a transcript of the gene lrrc4cb, whose product is annotated as leucine rich repeat containing 4C, genome duplicate b. Gene Ontology annotation, molecular function: cell-cell adhesion mediator activity. Gene Ontology annotation, biological process: synaptic membrane adhesion; regulation of axonogenesis; modulation of chemical synaptic transmission. NCBI's taxonomy places the organism in Eukaryota, Metazoa, Chordata, Actinopteri, Pleuronectiformes, Soleidae. The coding region runs from base 570 to 2465 and encodes 631 amino acids. The record is from RefSeq and is a predicted model, not a curated record. The transcript has 2 exons. Gene Ontology annotation, cellular component: postsynaptic density membrane; glutamatergic synapse; plasma membrane.
AGGGGGGAAAAAAAGAAGAAUUGAUCCACUUUGGUUCGUCUUUUGCUUUUCUUAUUGUUUCCCUGUUCUUCCUAUUUUCCUUUUGGCAAAAUCAUUUGGUGAUUUCUGAAGAGGAAACAUUUGGUGGGAGUCAUUUUCUGGGCUGUGACUAGUUUGGAGAGAGAGAAGAGGAGUAAAAGGCCUAUACAGACUUGAUCACCCAUCAGAAACUCUGCAGGAUUUCCUUCCUCCUCAGUCCAGAGGAAUAGCUUCCAAGUCCACACAGGCCACUGCUCACCUGAGGGUUUUUCAUCGGCGCUCACUUCAUCAGAGGGAAUUGUGACGAGAACCGCGCAACUCUUUCUAAAUGUUUGGUAUUUUUCGCAGGGCGAGCGUCUUGACUUGUGAUCGAGCUACAGGGAGACGUGGACUGCAGCAGCCUCCGGUUCUUUUCACAUGGAGAUUUGCGCCUCGAUCGCACUGCAAAUCUUGAAAACGGGGACGCGGGCCCUGCUGGUUUUUGCACCGCUCUCAUCCUCGAUUUCAUUCAUUCGAGAAAAUGCAGAACACAAACAGCAGAUGAACUAUGAAUGCUGAACACAAUGAUCUCCUCCCUCCAGCACCAGACAAUGAAAGGUCGUAGGCUGAAGGGGGCACUGUCCAACCCCCUCUUUGUGCUGCUUUUGGCCCUUCAGAUCCUGGUGGUGGCUGGGCUGGUUCGUGCUCAGACCUGCCCUUCAGUCUGCUCAUGCAGUAACCAGUUCAGCAAAGUCAUAUGCACUCGCCGCAGUCUACGGGAUGUCCCAGAUGGCAUUUCCACCAACACUCGCUACCUGAACCUCCAAGACAACCUCAUUCAGGUCAUCAAGGUGGACAGUUUUAAACAUUUGCGCCACCUGGAAAUUCUACAGCUGAGCAAAAACCACAUCCGGAGCAUUGAAAUUGGCGCCUUCAAUGGGCUGGCCAGUCUUAACACCUUGGAGCUUUUUGAUAAUCGGCUCACGACAAUCCCCAAUGGAGCCUUUGAGUACUUGUCCAAACUGAAGGAGUUGUGGCUACGGAACAACCCAAUUGAAAGUAUACCAUCAUAUGCCUUCAACAGGGUCCCCUCACUUCGAAGGCUAGAUUUAGGUGAGCUCAAACGUCUCUCUUACAUUUCUGAUGGAGCAUUCAAGGACUUGAGCAACCUGCGUUACCUGAACCUGGGAAUGUGCAAUCUCAAGGAGAUUCCCAACAUCCUACCUUUGGUCAAGCUUGAAGAACUAGAAAUGUCUGGAAACCAGCUUGCUGUAAUCAAACCUAGCUCAUUUACAGGAUUAGUGAAUCUCCAGAAGCUGUGGAUGAUGCAUGCCCAGAUCCAAACUAUUGAGAGGAAUUCCUUUGAUGACCUUCAGUCACUGGUGGAGCUCAACCUGGCUCACAACAACCUUACCUUUCUACCACAUGACCUCUUCACACCAUUGCAUCGCUUAGAGCGGGUCCACCUCCAUCACAACCCCUGGAACUGCAACUGUGAUAUAAUGUGGCUCAGCUGGUGGCUGAAGGAAACUGUACCUGCUAAUACCAGCUGCUGCGCCCGUUGCCAUAGUCCUACAGUUUUUAAAGGUCGCUACAUUGGGGAACUGGACCACAGCUACUUCCAGUGUGAUGUUCCUGUCAUUCUAGAGCCACCCAGUGACUUGAAUGUGACAGAAGGCAUGGCUGCAGAGCUUAAAUGUCGCACAAACUCACUGACAUCCAUCAGUUGGCUUACACCAAAUGGCUCAUUGGUGACCCAUGGGGCUUACAAAGUGCGUUUGUCUGUACUCAAUGACGGGACACUGAACUUUACUAGCGUCACAAUGCAGGACACUGGGACCUAUACCUGCAUGGUUAGCAACACAGCGGGCAACAUCUCUGCCUCUGCUGUCCUUAAUGUCACCUCUGUGGAAAACAGUGGGGUGACCUAUUUCACCACAGUCACUGUGGAGACCAUUGAGACACCUGGUGAUGAUAGUCAAACGCCACUUCCUCCAUUUGGCUGGGUGUCAUCCUCAACAACAAAAGGUACUCCUGUGUCAACGAGGACCACAGAGCGGACUUACACCAUUCCAGUUGUUGAUCUGGAUGGAGAUGGAGCCCUCAAUGGCUUGGAUGAAGUAAUGAAAACCACAAAGAUUAUCAUUGGCUGCUUUGUGGCCAUCACACUCAUGGCUGCUGUUCUGCUGGUUAUUUUCUACAAGAUGAGGAAACAGCAUAACCAGCAGGAUCCUGAUGGUCCUGCCUCCUCUAUGGAGGUCAUUACUGUUGAAGAAGAGCUUGCAGGUGUUGCUGCCAUGGAGAGACACCUAUCGCUGCCCCCUCUGGAGCACUACAACCACUACAACACCUACAAGAGCACUUACCACCACCAGCCCAUGCUGAGUACCAUACACAGCUCAGCCACACAGGAACCUUUACUGAUUCAAGCUUGCUCAAAAGACAAUGUACAAGAGACCCAAAUCUAAUUUCUAAGUUUGACUAAAUAUCCAGUAUCAGCAGUUUCCUACAAACACAAUGGACCAAAACAUGAAAACACCAUAAAGGAAAUUAAAACGACAUUGACUUGACAGAGUUGAUGUUGAUAAUGGUGAUUGGCAAAGGGACGACAUGAUACUUUAACACAUGUCUUUACAAAAGCAAAGAUUAUUUAUUAAAAUAUGUCUCGUGACUAAAUUAAGAAAAAAAAAACAAAUUGUGAUAGCUUUUUAGCUUAUUUUAUUUCUCUCUCUUUCUAUGUGUGUAAAUCUGCACAAGGGAAAGAAUGGUUUACUAAAAGUGAAUUUGGACUUCAAAUACAUCCCACGUGAAACAUAUUGCUGAGUUUGGCCUUAUAUUAAAAUCCAUGUUGUGUCAUUAAUUUAAUAUUUUGAUUUGUGUGGUUGUUGUGGUUAUUUGCUAGUUGUUGAAUAAAUUGUGUCAAUUUUAGCAGAGCAUUAUGAGACAAAACAUAAAAUGGGUUUAUUUUCAUUGCAGUAUAUUCUAGCUGUCAGUCAAGACAAAAUGGGAUCUUUUAAUGACACAGCCCUGGAUGAUAUCACAGUGAAGCCAGCAUGCCUAAGGAGCAAAGCAACCAAAUGAGUAAAUGUGCAUUUCCCCUGUGGCUCCUAAACAACAGACAUACAUCCUUCACUUUAAUUAAGAUUAAGUUCUUGCACCCACUCCUCCUCCUACAUUUUCUUUACGCUUCAUGUUUACUACUUCUUUCUUUCGACUACUCCUCUGUGCCUCUAUCUCUAAAUCCUCCAUCUUCCCCUGUCUACCCUUGCUCUGCUUCCUACCCACUGUCUUUUCCUCUGUGUCCCCUUGCUUGUUUGAUUGUCUCUCUGUCACUUUUCUCAGUCACGUUCCUCACCCCUCCGCCAUAGCUCAUUUGUCUCGCUUUAUCCGUCGGCAUGUGCCGUACGACGGCAGAAUAUUGCUUGGGAAAAUGAAGGGGAGCAUAAGGCUGCAGUCUGUAGCCUCUCCGUUAACCCAGCAAUGAUCUACGUUGUCCACUCAGUGUCAUGGUACCUUGCCAUCACCCCAGGGUCACACAAUCUUGGAAGCUGGUAGUCCAUCUGUUACUACAGAUAAAGAGGCAAAUGAGGCUACUUUGUAAUAUAGUGUGACCCUGUCAGGCUAACACAGACAGGGCUAACAUAGUCAGUGAAGCAACUAGAAACCUGGAAAAAAAAUAUAUAAAGGGAGAUGGGUUAUAGCUCAUUAAUCUGUAUCAGCAGUUCAUUUGCAGACUAACAGAGGAAAGCUGAUAACAAAACAGCGUGAGACUUUUCCAUUCUCCCUUUGCCCAACAUCUAACAGGGAGUGGAGGCCUUUGAUAUUGAAGCGACCCCUGCUCAGUCUCAUCUUUGUCAGAGAAAAACACACACUUUGAUGGUGCAUCAUUUAUAGACCAUCCAAACAUUGUAUCUCCUGUAGUCUGUUCACGCUUUGCUUUUUCAUUUAGUCUCUCAAAGAGGAAGGCUUGAAGAAGGGGGAGGUAAGGAUAAAAAAGUGAAGAAUAGAAAGAGGGGGAGCCAGACGCACAACGGUCAUGAGGAGUCUUCAAACAGAGAUAUUGCAGAUAUGAAGAGAGCGGAGUGAAAAAUAGAUAAGGAAUAAGGAGGCAAAACUAGCCAUCAGACUGUUGCCAAGGAAACAGUGACCUUGUACAGAAAGCAAGAAGAGGUGGAUUUGCCGUUAUCUUUGGUCUCUGUGCAACCAGCAUUUUUUAAGCACAUUUAUCAUAAGCAAAUUUCCUUUCUGGCAAUUACGCAAAUGAAAGUAAUUAUCUACAAACCUGGUAUAAUUAAACAUGAUUGUGAUAUGAUUUAACCUGUACAUGGAAUCAACGUGGCAGACAAAUGCCAGUGCUCAUCUGCUAGAUUUGUUCUUACAUUUUCCACUGUAACAGGGGAAGAUGGACAAAGUUAGAGGGAGCAAAGUUUACAUCUGAAGACUGGUCACAUGUCUUGAAGUAGAGAUGGAUGAAACUGCUAAUAGGGCAGUGACAGCUGAAACAGACACAUUCAUCAUUAGCCUUUCAUUGGCCAUGAAUGACAAGAAUAGUACAGUCAAUGGGUGAACCAUUCUUUCCCUUAUCCUUGUUUUCUUUCAGUGCUCGAUUCCUUUUCAAUGCUUUUGGUGGCUUAAUGACUAAAUGUCGACGCUGGCUACAGUGAAAAAAAGGUUGAGAUUUUUUUUAUAUAUACAUACAUACAUAUAUAAAUAUAAAUAUACAUAUAUUUCGGGAAGAGGAAUGUGAGUAAUGAUUGGAAUAUCUCUGUUUUGGUAUUUAAUUGCGCAGGAUGACUCAUGUGAGAUAUUUGGAUGCCAGGAUGAAAUUAAGAGUGACAUGCAGAAUGUUGGACUUGAAAUACCAGCAGAGUGAGCUUGAUUUUUGUGCAAAACCCCAAGCCAAGGUGAUCAAAUUCCUGUGCGUUAUUCUGCCAACUGUCUAUGUAUUGGGAGGGUUACUGUAUGUUGGAAUUUUCUCUCUCAUUUUUGGAGAGGAUAAUCAUUAAAUGGUGAAAUUUCUACAAAAACAAAAUAUUUUCAAAAACAUAUUAGAAAAAAAAAACUUGAGAUCAUAAUUUUACAUGUGCUUCAAUUGUUAAAAAAAGACAAAAAACAAAAACAAUGAAAACAAAAAACAAAAAAACGAAACAAGAGACUUGUGCUUGUAAGGAGUCCAACUCAUUUCUCUGAGGAUGAUGUUCAAUUAUUGAUACCUGAGAUUGUAGUUCAUUCUGUACAAAUAAAAAUUGCAAUUCUUUUUUUUUUCCAAUGGAUUUCAUGGAAUGUAUUGUUCACAGACGGUGUCACCAUUGUGCCAUCUUUGCUCCAUUUGCACAUGAAAACAUUUAUAGAAAUAUUCAAACAAAAAGGAUUACUAAGCAGCUCCCAGAAUGCUGAAGUGAGGAGAAUAUGCUGUGAGGAAAUGUGCUGUAGCUUUUUUAUGAGGUCAGAGGAGGGAAUUUGAUAACUGAGAGGAAAAGGAAGAGUGAUCUUUCUGUAUAAUACAUGGGGAGUUGAAUUCUUUUAUCUAAUUUGAAUCACUCCAUCUGUCUAACAGAAGCAUCUCAUUCAUGCAGGCAAAUUUGAGAAUUCCAUAUUCAGUAGCACAAUGGGCCUCUCAAGCUCUCUCUGCUGACUCAAUAUGAUGAACGAAGGCCCUGAAAGAGCCAUGAAGAACUUUGCCACAGUCAUACAACCACAAGUCUAACAGCAGAUUCCAGCCUUAGAGUCAUGUAAAAUGGUGUUUCAUGUUCAAUCAAUGAAACUGGAACCUAGGAUCUCAGACAACCACAAUUGGUAUUUUUUU